Molecule: messenger RNA, 3648 nt
Organism: Bombyx mori (domestic silkworm)
Lineage: Eukaryota; Metazoa; Arthropoda; Insecta; Lepidoptera; Bombycidae
Gene: js
Exons: 5
Coding region: 236-1777 (513 amino acids)
Cellular component (GO): extracellular region
Molecular function (GO): chitin binding
Source: RefSeq, a predicted model, not a curated record
UCGAACAUCCACCCAUCUGCCCAUCACCACACCGGCCGUACAAUAUCAGUUGAAUUCCGACAGCGAAACGUGCAGCACGCGUCGCAAGAUAUACCCGAAAAUUUAUCGAAAUCGAAAUGACAUUUUAAAUUCGAAAAGUUGACAUUGACAACUGUCUGAACUGUCAAUCCUAGAUCUGUAAAGCAUAUCCAACAGGAGCGUAUUUGUGUGUGUGUUAGUGCGAAACAGAACAGACAUGGCAUGUGAACGUUUGUGUGUUUGUUUGAUUUUGUUAUGUCUCUAUUGCAUCGCUGGGUAUGCGCAGAGUGACACUCCUCAGGUGAAGAUACCACCCACCAGCUUCACGUGUCGAGGACGAGCAGCGGGAUACUACGCUGACAUGGAGACGGGAUGCCAGGUUUACCACAUGUGUGACGGUCUGGGUCGGCGCUUCAGCUACUCCUGUCCAAAGACCACCCUAUUUCAGCAGAGAAUGCUGGUUUGCGACCACUGGUACAUGGUCAACUGCUCCAUGGCUGAAAGGGACUAUGACGCUAAUCUGUUGAUUGGCCAACGCGACAAACCAUUUGUCUCAGACGAGGAGAUGAGCCAACGUACUCCCAGACCCGACAUACUCUCCGUACCACUCACCAGUAAAUAUUACGAUGGAUUAAAAGAAGCAGAAUCAAAGUUCCUAUUGCACCCUGACAACGACAUUGUUGGCGUUGCGGACACCAUAUCGGGCGACGAAGACAACAUCCUCGACAGCGCGAAGCAGAACUACAGACCACCUACGUCCUGGUCGACCCGAAAACGAAGACCCAAUGUCCAGAUCAACAACAUUGACAGUCUCGCUGGUGCCGCUUCGCAAGAACCGGGUCCAACUAUUCGACCACAACCAGAAAGUAGAGACACUUCGCUAAAAAAUAAAGGAAAUCAACCAGAACGCGAAUUAAUGCCUCCACUGCUGCCUUCUACUACUGAAGCCGAAGACGAUGCGACUACAACUCAGAGCUCCGUUUACCAAUUCAUAAAGCGCUUCGAUCCUAAUUCGCCUGAUUCUAUCAAAACAGCAAUCACACAGUCUGAGAUCAUUGAUCUGAACAAACACUUACCCGAAGGCCAAGUGAGUUCGGAAGGCCAGGUCAGUUCCGAAGACGAACGUACGCCAAAAAAGAACAAAAGCUUCGGUAACAAGCUGAACGAUUUCAAAACAGAUAAUGACAAAAAGUUUAGGGAAGGAACUAGGUUUGACAGUGUUAAUACGAAACCUAAUCCAACAGAGAAUAACACCGAAGGAGAUUCUGGAGUCAAGAGCAAGGUUCCUAAGCCGGAACAGGUGUUGCUUCCACCGAAAAAGGAUUACUCUCAAUCUCCACUGGACUCGACUACAAUGGGACCGCCGAUUUACUAUGAAUGGAAAUGGGCAGUUCCCGCAUUCGGUUUACUCCCUCCAAAGGAAGGUAAUAUCACGAAUUCGACAGCGCUACCUACUAAAUCUCCCAAAACCGGUAAAAGUCCUUUCAGUACUGCAAGGAGGACUACCAUCAAAGCUGAGGAUGCCACCCCUAAGCCUAGAAAUGUGGAGUACAACAUCAGUUCGUAUUAUGUUCCUGAUUAUGUAUUCCCGUUGGAUGGUCCUCACCCAGGGUAUGAGUCUGAUGAUGCGCAGACCUCGUUCCAGGUGCAGGUGUCCAGACCAGGAAGGUCAAGCUACGGUGAGAACCCAAAAUGUCCACAAUGCCAUCCUGCCUAUCUUAAGCCAGGGUCGUGUGAGCCAUGUAUUGUCAAGCGGUAACCAUAACAAUAUUUUAUUAGUCUAAAAUAAAUUUAAGUAUGUUUUAAGGAAUUUUAUAUAAUGAAUAUAAUAACAAAAUUAAAUAUGUAUUCAACAUUUCUGUCAUCAAUGGAUUUUUUUGUUACAAAUUUAAAAAUAAUGGAAUGACAUAAAUUAUAAAGCCUUGUUCGGACUAGGUGAGUAUUAUAAUCGAGUACCGAGUAAUUUCGAGGCUAAACUACUCGCUACUGCACAGAAAUCGUUCGCAUUACGGUCCAGUAGAGUACACAAGUGAGUGGUGUUUUGCAAGAUGAACAGGCCGCAACGCAAUAGAGUGGAUAAACUGAUUAAGCUAAUAGGAAUGGCUAUUUUAGAAGAGGUGGAUGAGGAAAUUUCUGUGAUUAAGAAAAAUAAGUUAUGGGUACGAAAAUGGAUCGAUAGAAGAGAUAAACUAGGAGCUACUAAAUGUCUUCUGAAGGAAUUAGCAUUGGAAGAGAUCCUAAAGAAUACUUCGAUAGUUUGAGAAUGUCCGAAAGUUGUGUGAAUUUUCUGUUAACGAAAAAAUACACACUCAAAUUCAGCGCAAAUAUACCCAUUUGAGAAGUGCCAUUAAUGAACUCGACUAAUCAACAGGUUCGGACUUGUUUAGUCAGUGAGCCAGUGAGCAAGGACGCGUGGUGGGAGGCGCUACUCGCCCGAAAAAAUAGAACAAAAUGGAUUGACUUGACUAAAUUAUUUACUAGUCCACUCGACUAAAUUUUUGGUGUUCAGACACAUUUAUCUACUAAAUUACUCGGUACUCGACUAAAAUACUCGCCUAGUCCGAACAAGGCAUUUUUUGUUUAAUUUGUCGUUUUGGACAAACCUAAAGCCAGAUCUUGUUUGUUAUACAAUCUUCUCUUCGUUGUUCAAAUCUACAUACAUUGCUUGCAAUGUUUUAAAACUGAGACCUUAAACAACAGCGAAAUAAAACUGUUCAUAAAAUGAUAUAAUUUUAUAAAACUGAAAAAAAAAACUCUAAAAGGCAUUUCCAGGUUUUUUUUUCGCUUUUCCACUUUUGAAUUUUCCACACUUAUAAACUUUUCUAAAACAUCUUAAAAACAAUCACUGUAAGAAUUAAAUAAAAAUGCGAAUUGCAAAGAGCGAGUUAAUUUUUUUUUUUAAAUAAUUUUCAGAGCAAAAGAUUUGCAGACAUACAGUUAUUAUUAUAAAAUGUAAUGCUUAGGCACUAUAAAAACCAAUACCUUUAAUAAUUUUAUAGCGUUGCCAUCGUGAUACGGAACACCGCCGUUUUUUAUAGUAAACGAAUAAUAUAGCCAUAGAUAUUUCAUUUAAUAUAAAAUAUGAAGUACUUAGAGUAUUAACAGGCGAUUGUAACUAGGGUUAAUGUCAUAGUUUGUGCAUUAGUAAGUAAUUAUUUCUAAAGCAUUAUAAUAGCAGAUAUAAUAAAUAUAAAAAAAAACUUAGUCACAACAGUCGACUUUGGGUAUUUUAGAACCCAUACAUUGAAAUUGAUACAAUAUGAUUCUAUAAAAGUUAAAUGUAAUUAAUAUAUUCCCCAAAAUUGACCCAAAAUAUCAGACACGUUACGAUGCAGAGUGAAUAAUACGAAUACCGGACAAAUAUCACAUAUAUCUCUCUAGCUUUCAUUGGAAGUAAAAGAAAAUUCUACACGUGGAUACAUGUUAAGCAAACAUUGGGUUUCAUGUCUCAAAAAUCAAUGUAUCAGAUAUUCUGAGGUGUUCCUUUGUUCAAUGCAGUCUAACUUUUAAUUUUGCGUGAUAAUUUACUAAAUAGAUUUAUUUAGAAGCUAAUUUGUCGAUAAUAAUAAUUUAAUAUUUUAUAUGUUAUUACUAUAAUUAUAUUUUUAUACGAAUAAAAUGUUAACUUUA